This is a messenger RNA of Salvia splendens (bonfire salvia), 2153 nucleotides long. RefSeq names its product pentatricopeptide repeat-containing protein At2g36730-like. Gene Ontology annotation, molecular function: protein binding; RNA binding. Gene Ontology annotation, biological process: RNA modification. The record is from RefSeq and is a predicted model, not a curated record. Lineage: Eukaryota; Viridiplantae; Streptophyta; Magnoliopsida; Lamiales; Lamiaceae.
UUUCGUGUCCAUAGAUACAGACCUUAACAGGCUAUUCGUCACCAGCCUUGGAGGUGGAUUAAGGUAUGUUGAAUCGAUGAAACCAGUUUCAGCAAGCAAAUCAUUAAAUAACUGAAGAACCCAAAAAAAAAACCUGUCGUAAAAAUUAUCCUCCGACUGCCGCCAAAGCCUUUACAUCCCACAUUCAUUGCACAGUAACACUCUGCUACCACCGAUUGCUCGAAAUCCACCAACGUUUUAGGCUAGUAUUGGAAUCAAUGUCCUCAAAAACACAAAAUCAAGGAUCCUGGAAAUGAGGAAACAUCGGUACAUCACUGCAUAAACAAAACGCCAAGGUGAAUUACAUUGGCGAUCCGUUCCAAUUGCUAGUUGGAAUUAGUCACAACCACGGAGAGUAUGUUGGAAUAGCAAGCAGAUUUAAAGCGAGGGAGCAAAUAACAUAAAUUAUGACUAAUUCACUCAGAAGCUCAAUUAUUCAUGUAUUUUUUUUUCAUAAUUUGUAAAUAAUCUUAGCAAAACGCCAGUUCCAUGUGAAUGGUAUGGUCCGAUUCGCGGCUUCAACGAUCUAUGAAAUUCAGCCGCGUAGUUCAAAUUUUACGCUGCUGGAGCGAUGUUUCUCUCUCUUACACUCUUCUUCUUCUUCUUCGCUCAAACAACUGCUGCAGAUUCAUGUCCAGUUAUUAAUAUCCGGCCUCCAUCGCAACUCCUGCUUCGCUGAGGAGAUCAUCCAGUUGUGCACCGGUUCACUUAGGGCGAAACAUAAAAUUGAUUGCAUAAAUCACGCUCACCGUGUUGCUAAUUGCUAUCAAAACUCCGAAUCCUCGUCAUGGAACAGUGUGAUAAGUGCCUACGCCACCUCCAAUUCGGGUUCGCAGCGAGAGGCCAUGAGGGCUUUUCUCGAUAUGCGGCGCUUGGGAGUCGGACCCGACGACCAUACUUUCCCUUAUGUGUUUAAGUCGUGCGCUUCAUUUUUCGGCUUCAGUGAGGGGCGGCAGGUUCAUGGGGAUGCGUUGAAGCAUGGUUUACAUCUAAAUGUGUAUGUGCAGAACACCAUGAUUCAUUGCUAUGGGUCUUGUAAGAAGGUGAUGGAUGCAUACAGGGUGUUCGAUGAAAUGUCUCACAGAACUCUUGUUUCAUGGAACUCGAUGAUGAAUGUUAAUGUGGAGUGUGGAUGGUUUUCUGAAUCGGUGGAGCUUUUUCUCAAGAUGAGACGCAGUGGAUUUAUGGCGGACGAGACGACCAUGGUGAUUGCACUCCCUGCUUGUGCGGAGCUUGGGAAUUUUAGCUUGGGAAAGUGGUUGCAUUCUCAGGUGAUUGAGAAUGGCAUGGUUGUGAAUUGUCAGCUGGGAACAGCUCUCGUCGACAUGUAUGGGAAAUGUGGGAAUGUUGGUUAUGCUAGUUUAGUUUUUGAUAGGAUGGUUCAUCGAAAUGUCUGGACAUGGAGCUCUAUGAUCACUGGGUUUGCGCAGCACGGGUUUGCUAGACAGGCCCUCGAGAUAUUUCAGGAGAUGAGGAAUCAAUCCACCAAGCCUAAUCACGUGACUUUUCUUGGAGUUCUUAGUGCGUGUAGCCAUGGUGGAUUGAAGGAGGACGGGGAGCGUUAUUUCAAAGAGAUGGAACAAGUGCAUGGGAUCAAGCCCAUGAUGGUACACUAUGGCGCCAUGGUCGACAUGUUGGGCCGUGCUGGCCGUCUGAAAGAGGCUUACGAGUUUGUGAUGAGCAUGCCUAUUGAGGCUGAUGGUGUUGUGUGGAGGGCGUUGCUCAGCUCUUGUCACAUUCAUGACAUUAAUGACUACAGCGGUGUGAGGGAGAAAGCAAGGGAGAAGCUGAUGGAACUAGAACCGAAGAGGAGCGGAAACCUUGUGAUGAUUGCAAACAACUAUGCUGAAGUUGGAUUGUGGGAGAAAGCAGGUGACCUCAGGAGCAAAAUGAGAGUCAAAGGGAUGAAGAAGAUAGCUGGAGAAAGCUGCAUAGAGAUAGCCGGUAACCCUUUUAGAUUCUUGUCCGGAGACGACUCUUGCUUUGCGUGGGAUGAUAUAUUCUUGCUGCUGAAAAUACUUAACUUGCAUAUGAAGAUGGUCUGUUUUGAAUGAAAUGUGUUGUCAUAUUUGAAAUGUGUUGUGUGAUUUAGUCAUAAUAGCUGUUUGUUUGAA